This is a messenger RNA of Ictalurus punctatus (channel catfish), 4716 nucleotides long. RefSeq names its product trafficking protein, kinesin binding 1a (gene trak1a). Gene Ontology annotation, molecular function: GABA receptor binding. Gene Ontology annotation, cellular component: dendrite. Bases 155 to 3004 code for a protein of 949 amino acids. Gene Ontology annotation, biological process: neurogenesis; endosome to lysosome transport; anterograde axonal transport of mitochondrion. NCBI's taxonomy places the organism in Eukaryota, Metazoa, Chordata, Actinopteri, Siluriformes, Ictaluridae. The transcript has 16 exons. The record is from RefSeq and is a predicted model, not a curated record.
CUCCUCUUCUCCCUCCCUCCGACUCUGCCUCUUUCCCUCCCCUCACUCGUUCUCUUUCUGCCCCGGACAUGCUCUCUUGACGUCCAGCCCUUGUUCUGAAGGAGUGGAAAAUGUAAGUAGGGCAUGAAGAGAACGAGCCCGUGGCUGCAGAAUCAUGAAUGUGUGUAACAGCACUGAUCUUCCAGAGGUGGAAAUCAUCAGUUUGCUGGAGGAGCAGCUCCCUCACUAUCAGCUGAGAGCAGACACUAUAUACGGCUAUGACCACGACGACUGGCUGCACACGCCACUCAUUCCCCCUGACAUCAACAUCGACCUGACUGUCGAGCAGAUUGAGGAGACCCUCAAAUACUUCCUUAUGUGUGCUGAAAGAGUGGGCCAGAUGACUAAGACAUACAAUGACAUAGAUGCUGUUACACGUUUGCUUGAAGAGAAAGAACGAGACUUAGAGUUAGCAGCACGCAUAGGUCAGUCCCUGCUGAAGAAAAACAAAACCCUAAGUGAAAGAAAUGAGUUUCUGGAAGAGCAAGUGGAGCACAUACGAGAGGAGGUUUCUCAGCUACGUCAUGAUCUCUCUAUGAAGGAUGAACUGCUCCAGUUCUACACCAGUGCUGCUGAGGAGAGCGAGGGAGAGUCGGUCACCUCUACCCCGAUUCCACGGAAUGACUCCUCAUUGUCAGUGCCAAAUUACUUCCCUCUGGAUUCACUGCAGAAGAAGCUCAAAGACCUGGAGGACGAGAACAUUGUGCUGCGGUCUGAGGCGUGUCACUUGGAGACGGAGACUAUCUCGUAUGAGGAGAAGGAACAGCAGCUGGUUAAUGACUGUGUGAAAGAGCUCAGGGAUGCUAACCUACAGAUCUCGUCACUUGCGGAGGAGCUGGCGAAGAAGACAGAAGAUGCCUCCAGACAGCAGGAAGAGAUAACACACUUACUGUCUCAGAUAGUGGACCUUCAGAAAAAGGUUAAAUGUUACGCAGUAGAAAAUGAGGAGCUCACGCAGCACCUGGGAGCUGCUAAGGAUGCCCAGCGACAACUCACUGCUGAGUUACAGGAGCUGGAGGAUAAGUAUGCAGAGUGUAUGGAGAUGCUGCAUGAAGCCCAAGAGGAGUUGAAGAACUUCAGGAACAAGACGGUGCCUCAAAGCACACCGCGCCGCUUUCAUUCCCUCGGCUUUUUCCCCAUGGACUCCUUAGCUGCUGAAAUUGAAGGGACCAUGAGGAAAGAGAUUCAGAUGUCUGACCCGGAAGUCGAAGAUCAGAGAUUACACCCAAAGCGAGUCUUCCAAACAGUGCGCAACAUUAACCAGGUGGUUCGCCAGCGCUCACUCUGCCCCUCCCCCAUGAAUAUCCCAGGCUCCAAUCAAACGUCAUCCAUGAAUUCUAGGCACUCCAGCUGUCUGAGCACACCCAGAUCCAGUGUUUAUGGGGGAGAAGGGACUGUCAUGGACAACCGUACCAACAGCAUGUUGCUGGAGAGCCACACUCCACAGGAUUCAGAAGACUCGAACAAGAAACCCGGUACUCCUGGCACACCUGGAUCUCAUGACCUGGAGGCAGCGCUACGGAGACUCUCGCUUCGCCGUGACAACUGUCUGAGCGAGCGGCGCUUUUUUGAGGAGGAGAGAGAACGCAAGCUGCUGGCACUAGCCAUGGAGAAGAGAGAGCCACGUGGAGACAGUGAUGGAGAAGGAGGAGGCUCGCUCACCCAUUCAGACAGCAUCCUAUCUCUGGGCACUUUGCACUCGGUCUACUCUGUGUACAGCAGUCGCUCCUACCUGCCCGAGAAACUGCAGAUCGUCAAGCCUUUGGAAGGGUCAGCGACUCUGCAUGCAUGGCAGCAGCUGGCCCAGCCGAACCUCGGUGGCAUCCUGGAUGCUCGGCCGGGAGUAGUGACCAAGGGCUUCCGCCAUCUCCAGCUUGACCUUGAGGAGGUCUAUAAGUUCACAGACUUGGAGGAAGAUGAGCCAGGAGAUCAUCAGAUCUCUCAGCCCACUCUCUCUACCUCAGGCCUGGGCUCACUGCCCUGUUCACCAAGCUCCAACCUCCAUCGGCAGGGGGAACAGCGCCGAGGAGAGAGACGAGGGGCAGAGCCAGAGCUUCAGGAGAUGGGCGGAGAUGCACAGGAUGAGGAGGAGGAAAUGACCUCUGUUCAUUUUCCUGGUAAAUGUAUGUCUCACACAAAUUCUACCUACACCUUCACUACCUGCCGGAUACUCCACCCCUCUGAUGAGCUGACCAGAGUCACUCCCAGUGUGAUGGUAGCAGGUCCCUCCCUCGCCUCCUGUGUGAUGAGCAUCAGUAGCGUGCACUCUACUCCAGCAUCUACCCCCUGCACGCCACGCCGUCUCAGCCUGGCUGAGAGCUUCACUAAUCUGAGGGAGCACACCAAGACCACAAGCACCUUUCUGGGCCUGGUGCGCCUCCUACAGGACCGUGGGAUUUCUGCAGCUGUCUACAACCCUCACAGCUGGGACCGGGCUGAGAGAACAUCUAACAAUUCACAAUCUGUUUCAAGAACAUUCCCCACUGCCCCAGACCUAGACAUCAUGCCCUCGACACCUCCAAACUCCCCCACCCAAUCCAAACCCAGCAGCCUUGUGCUGCCUAUGGACUACAGCCCCUCUGACCCGCCUUACGAGAACUUCCUGGCUUCACGGCCCGCCAGUUCCAUUCUGAAGGAGAUGCGAGGAGCAGAGGCCAAGCUGUGCACGGAAUCCCAGUGCCAGACAGAGAUGAGCAUACACAAUCUGCGGCUUUUGGACAAGGUAAAGCGUUUCAGACUCGGCCCAAGAGCUUUGACUCCAGGUCCUGGGCUCGGUUUAGCCACACCUUCUUUUGGGACCCAACCUGGGCUACCCAGCCCCAUAGCAGGACUGACCGGGAUUCGGAGAAACCGGAGUUAUCCGGUUAUGGUAGGGGCCAGUAUGGCGAUGAAGGGAUUGGGACCACCUACUGAAGACUUGCUCCUAUCCCCCAAACCUAGACAGGCUAGCCUCAGUGAGGAGUGAGCAUUGCUUCUCUGUCAAUCAUCCUCUGUAUAUACACUUAAUAAAAUACAUUAUUCUCAUGACAGAUCGACUGUGCCUAUAAAAGAGAUUUGUAUAGAUUUUGUACAGCAGCUGUAACUGUGUAAUACCAUUUUAUUACUAUUAUUUUGUCAUGCAUACAGUGCAAUUCAGCCAGAGAGACCACAGCAUGUAUUUGAUUCUUUCAUCCCCGUACUCUGUAAAUUGUGGAAUAAUUGCACUUCCGCAUUACAAGAAAAUGUAGCAUAAGGCCUGUUUGUAAGCACUUUUUUGAUAUUGACUACUUUGGCAUAACUGUGCUAAAAGACCAUAUCCCUGUUAUCUUGUUUGGUUAAUAUGAUCUUCCUGAACUCAAAGCUCCUCUGGUUGGCAUUUUGUAUGAAAAUCUGAAACACUAAUAACAUCCUUAUACCAGUCCUAGACAGAACAACAGUGUGUUAGCGCCCCAGUUAACGUGACUAAUUGCAAUCCUUUCUGUGCCCUCAAAACAAUCUCAUAUUAAAUUAUUAAUACCCUUUUAAAGAAAAAAGCAAUUUUACUUUCCCACAUCAUUAUCCCUGUAAAUGCCUACAGCAUCCCUAUAUAGCUGUGUAUUCACAGAAUAUGAAAUCUUCAACGAAAUCUUUAACGAAAACCUCAUAGUUUGUUGUAUAAUGCUUAUUACAGUGUAAUAAACAUAAGAAUAGCCCUUUAAAAUGGGCGCUGUUAGGAAAUCUGUAGCAGCAGAAAUAAGGGCGCACACUGUACUGUAAUUUGUCCAGAGUUGUCAUGAAGAGCUGUAAGGAAUCUGAGAUUUGGGGGGUAACCAAUGUAUUUGUAAGUGUGUUUUAAGUAAAUGCAAUCGAUUAACGACGUAUAAAAUACUCAAAGGCAGUAUAGUUACAACCUCUUGGAUAAUAAGAGUCCAGUGCUUCUGAUGGAAACGGUGUAACUCUGCAGAUGUUUUGGAAGACUCUGACCAGUGUUGUUUUAUUUAAAAGCUGUAAAGUGUGCGUGUUUUUGCUGAGAGGUCAUUGCUCUCUAAAGACUGAACUGUAAGCUUUAAUUGCAUUGUGUGAGUCUGUCCUUUUGACAGCGUUAUCAUAGUGCCUGAUGUCAAUUUUAUUAGUCAACCCUAUUUUGAGUGACUUUUUCAUUCUGAAGACUUUGCCUCAGUAAACAUUAGUGUUAACACUGUAACUAAGGUGUUGGUGUCACCCUAACAGGAGCGUUUUUAAUUUUGCAAUGCGGUGCUGAAUAUAUGAAGGAUGUUUUAAUUCUCGAGAAAUGAUGUCUAGAAAUGGUGUCUAGUUUUCUAGAAAGCACAUACAGCCAUUCAUUUUGGUCAGAACUUCUUUUUUUUUUCUUUUCUUUUCCCUAAUCAUGUUCUUAGUUGCGCUAAAAGGUUUUCUGUUUAAAGAGGUGUAUGCACAUAACCUUGACUUGAACAUGUUCGUGUUGAAUGUAUUGCAGAAUCACUGAGGUGUCGUACGUGACUCAAUGUUCAUUGCCGUUACGAGUUUUAUUCUCUCAGACUGCAUAAAGGGAAGAUUUGCCACUUGUACACUGUAAAUUGUAAAGAUAGAAAUAUGUUUUUAUACAAAAUAUCAUAAAUUACUGAAUAAAUGGAGGAAUGUGAUGGAAAGUGUCAGAAAAAUCCUGAUUUGUUUUCAGGAACUUCGAAUACCGAAAAACUCAUAAAUAAAUUAAUUAAU